CCGGCUGCGUCUCCGGGGCCGCAGGCGCAGGCCCAGCGGAACCGGCCGCCGAGCGGGUGCGGGUGCGGGCGCACCGGCCAUCACCGCGCGGCCGCGCAGCGGACACCGUGCGCACCGGCCUGCGGCGCCCCGGAGUGGGGCAGACCACAGAACCCGAGGCCAUGUCCCAUGAAAAGAGUUUCUUGGUGUCUGGGGACAACUAUCCCCCCCCAAACCCUGGAUAUCCUGGGGGACCGCAGUCCCCCAUGCCUCCCUAUGCUCAGGCACCCUACCCUGGGGCUCCUUACCCCCAGCCCCCUUUCCAGCCCUCCCCCUAUGGUCAGCCAGGGUAUCCCCAUGGCCCCAGCUCCUACCCCCAAGGAGGCUACCCUCAAGGCUCCUACCCCCAAGGAGGCUACCCCCAGGGCCCCUAUCCCCAAGGGGGCUACCCUCAGGGCCCCUAUCCCCAAGAGGGUUACCCACAGGGGCCAUAUCCACAGAGCCCCUUCCCCCCGAACCCCUAUGGACAGCCACAGGUCUUCCCGGCACAGGACCCUGACUCACCGCAGCAUGGGAACUAUCAGGAGGAGGGGCCCCCGUCCUACUAUGACAACCAGGACUUCCCUGCCACCAACUGGGAUGACAGGAGCAUCCGACAAGCCUUCAUCCGCAAGGUGUUCCUGGUGCUGACCCUGCAGCUGUUGGUGACGCUGUCCACGGUGUCUGUGUUCACUUUUGUUGGAGAGGUGAAAGGCUUUGUCCGGGAGAAUGUCUGGACCUACUAUGUCUCCUACGCCAUCUUCUUUAUCUCACUCAUUGUCCUCAGCUGUUGUGGGGACUUCCGGCGAAAGCACCCCUGGAAUCUUGUUGCACUGUCGGUCUUGACCAUCAGCCUGUCCUACAUGGUGGGCAUGAUUGCCAGCUUCUACGACACCGAAGCUGUCAUCAUGGCCGUGGGCAUCACCACAGCCGUCUGCUUUACCGUGGUCAUCUUCUCCAUGCAGACGCGCUACGACUUCACCUCGUGCAUGGGCGUGCUCCUGGUGAGCAUGGUGGUGCUCUUCAUUUUUGCCAUCCUCUGCAUCUUCAUCCGGAGCCGCAUCCUGGAGAUCGUGUACGCCUCGCUGGGCGCUCUGCUGUUCACCUGUUUCCUGGCAGUGGAUACCCAGCUGCUGCUGGGAAACAAGCAGCUGUCCCUGAGCCCGGAGGAGUACGUGUUUGCCGCGCUGAACCUGUACACGGACAUCAUCAACAUCUUCCUGUACAUCCUCACCAUCAUCGGCCGCGCCAAGGAGUAGCCCGAGCCCCCAGCUCGCCGUGCCCCACUCAGGUGGCAGGGCUGGCCUGGACCCUGCCCCUGGCAUGGCAGUGCCAUCUGUACUUCCCUUCUCUCUCGCCCCCUGGCACAGUCUGGGGCGGAGGAAGCCCCUUCAACCCUCCUGUAUGUACACCACAGAUACUUCCGUUUGGACCCGCUGUGGCCACAGCAUGGUUCCUUGUAGCCCUCCUGCCCAUGCCAAGGGGCAGUGGGGCCACGUUUCCGUGCCACCUCCUGUCUACUCGUUGCAUGAGCCCCGUCUGCCAGCCCACCCCAGGGUCUGGGGGCAACACCAGGUCCCAGGGGAGAGGGAUUGAGCCAAGAGGUGAGGGUGCACGUCUUCCCCCACCCCACCCCGUCGCAGUUCCCAAGCCUGGCAUAGUGUACCCCCUCCCUCCCACUUCCCGACCCUGGAGUGCCACCCUCUGGGGAACAUGCAGGGUUGGGGUCUCAUCCAUGUUGAGUCUUGAGGGGAAAGAAGUCGGCCUGUUUCUGGGGAGGAGGGAGCCUUUCUCUCGUUCCGCUGUCAUUAAAAUUCCAAUAAAUGGGACCCUCUGCUCUCUGC
Messenger RNA from Cynocephalus volans (Philippine flying lemur), 1862 nucleotides. RefSeq names its product glutamate ionotropic receptor NMDA type subunit associated protein 1 (gene GRINA). Bases 162 to 1277 code for a protein of 371 amino acids. NCBI's taxonomy places the organism in Eukaryota, Metazoa, Chordata, Mammalia, Dermoptera, Cynocephalidae. Gene Ontology annotation, cellular component: Golgi apparatus; endoplasmic reticulum. The transcript is spliced from 7 exons. The record is from RefSeq and is a predicted model, not a curated record. Gene Ontology annotation, biological process: negative regulation of apoptotic signaling pathway.